Astrephomene gubernaculifera is the source of this 2880-nucleotide messenger RNA. NCBI's taxonomy places the organism in Eukaryota, Viridiplantae, Chlorophyta, Chlorophyceae, Chlamydomonadales, Astrephomenaceae. The record is from the annotation of a GenBank genome assembly.
AAGCGUUUAUCAGCAUAGAUUACGCCUUGCUUCCAGCAUGCAGGUGUUGCAAAUUAACCCUCUUCAUCAGUGCUAUUGCAUCUUAGUCUUCGCCAAUUUCUGAAGCCGCUACCCUCUUUGCUUUUCUAUUACCCCUUGCUAUGUAAGACUGCCUUCGGCCCAGCUAAAAAAAUGGGGCGGUUUCAGGGUGGCGCGGCAGAGAACUUGACCGCGGGAGCUAUGAUCCACGGUUGGGAGGCUGUAUGUAAGCUUUGGCAAGCAUCAAGUAUUUUGGAUGAAGAGGAUGCGCCGGAGCACCCUGCAGGAAGUGGAGACGACGUGCAUGACUACAACGUUCGGCAGAAUUUGCAUACAGCUUCUGAGCUUAUUGAGGCUGCGCUGGCCAAAUUCAGUUGUACGGUCGUGCACGAUGUCGCUGGGCACGUUUACAAUCCGCUUUUGCAUGAACUGGAUCCGGCCGACCCAGAGGUGGAGAUGUUGCGGAUGCGCCACGGCAACAGGCUGAACGAAAUGCUGUGCAAGGCGGUGGUUACCACCGUUGUACGACCUGGGCUGGAGGUGGCGGGCCUGAUGCGUGCCCGAACCAGGGUUCGGGUGGCCCUGCAGCCCUUCCAAGGGGCCGCAUCCCAGCCGCCCCGGGCCGCCUCCGCCACCCCCAUCGCCCCCGCGCUCCUCGCCACUAUCUGCGACCGCGACCCCCUCCCAGACGGCCCUGGUGCCGCAGCCCCAGCCGCAGCCCGGCAGCAGUCCCUCCGCCCUCCAGCCCCGGAGCGACGAGCAGCCUCCGCAGAGCCCUGCCCACCCGCCGCCGGCCCCCCAGCGGUUGAGGUCGCGAUGAGGAGGGCUGGCAGCGCCGCCGCUACCGGUACCGCUGCUGCUCUGGAAGCAGCUCAGCAAGCCCGCUUGCCUUCCCCCGCUCAAAUCCCUCCGCCUACUUCCAAGAACAGCAACGGCAGCAACAGCAGCACCAACAUUAACACCUUCCGGACGGGUGCGGGCAGCUGCACGCAAGGCCCUCUUGCGGACGCCGGUUUGCCGUACGGCACGGGGGCUGUCGGCGGCGGCAAGGGAGAGGCGGGUCUACACGGCGGCCAUGAGGAGGACGGGGAGGAGGAUGCAUGCUCCGAGUCUUCGCUACUGGAGCUGUGCUCCGGCGGUGGCAGGUUGGGUAGCAGCGGUGGGACAGUUGGCUCGCCUGAAGAGGCGGAACAGCAGGGGAGGCACAGCAGCGGCAUCGGCGGCGGCGGGGACAUGUACGGCGACCGGGCUGGACCCGCGGGGUUGGGUAAUGGGGCUGGCAUGCAGGUUGGAAAGUACCAGCAACACGGCCCGUUUGCCACUAGCCACUCGGCCCCACUUUCCAGCAAGAACCUGCCAGGAGCACACCCCUCGCAGCCACCGCAGCCACCGCAGCCGCACCCUCAGCCCAUGGUACUAGGGGCUGUGGCAGCGCAGGGCUGCGGUAGCGGUCGUAGCGCUGGCGGCGCCGCUGUUCCCGUGCUGCUAGCGCUCGAGAGGGCGGCCACAUCCAUGGCGGCGGCGGCGGCCGUUCCACGUCAGACUUCCGUACAGCCCAGCGCUGACGGCGACGCCGGUGACGUCGCCGCUGCGCCGCCGCCGGCAGCGGCAGCGGCAGCGACCCGGAAGGAGCCAUCCGCAGGGCAGCCGACGACGGAAGCGGCAACACGGGUUAGCAACGGGCAGCGGCAGUACGGAGGUGGGUGUCGUACAGUCAACGGUGGUCACAGUACGGCAGCAGCCAUGGCGGCGGCGGCGGUCUUCAAGGCGGCUACAAGAGCGGCAGUGGUGUCUUCUUCGCUGUCUAGCACGACAACAGCCGUCGUCCUACCGCCGCAGGGGCCUCCGACGGCGGCGGCAGCGCCUCGCUCUUCCGCUGCCGCCGUCGCCGCGGCUGCCGCCUCCAGAGUUGCGGCAGCAACAGCAGCAGUAGCGGCGGCGGUGCCCUCACCGCCCACUGGCGCCGCUGCCGCCGCGACGGGCGCCUCAAGUCGGGAGCCCCAGCCGAAGGGUCAGGGCGGCUCUGGCCAAGGAGCCGAACCUCGCCCCCGACCCAUGGGUCCCUCCGUAGGCUCCGUAGCUGCGCCUGUGGCACCUUCAGCAGCAGAGGCGACAGGAGCGGAGGAAGGCGGCGGCGAUGGAGCAGCCGCCGCCGGCAGCGGUAGCGGCGUGCGACGACGGCGGCGGAAGGGAAGCAGCGGGCGGGGUGCAGGAGACGACAGCGGCAGCAGUGCCGGCGGGGCGACAACAAGCCCCCAGCCAGUGGUGGCUCCAGCUGUGGGGGACGGCGGUAGCGCCGUGUCGGGGCCGCGGCCGUCUGGGUCGCUAGCACCGGACCCGCAGCUGCAGCCGCCCCGCCAGCAGCACGGAGCGCAGCAGAGUGGACAGCAGGAGCAGCAGCGGGCAGAGCAGCUGCAGCCAACGCGGCAAACGCGGCGUCAGCGGCGGUCACGGCAAGGCGACCAGGAAGAAGCACCACCGCAGCAGCAACCACCACCACCGCAGCAGCAGCAGCAGCGGCCGCACCCGCAGCAACAGCAGCAGCAGUACGAGCCGAGAGAGCGUUACGAGCGCCGCCCGAGAGGAGCCCCAGCCGACACCCCGCACCACCCCCAACAGCAACAGCCGCAGCAGCAGCAACCAUUGCCGGCGCCGUCUCUACCGCCAUUGCCACGUCAGUCGACGCCGCUGCCGCCGCAGCAGCAACAGCAGCAGCAUCCAAGCGACACGGCAGGCCCCAGCCGCAGCCGUAAUCCGCUAGAAGCAUCAGUAGCAGCAUCAGCAGCAGCCGAUGUUGUGGAUGGGGAGGGCGGUGAGGAUGGGGAGGACUGGCACAAGGAGGAGGAUAGCGGGCGUGGCGGU